AUGGGGAAGUUUAACAUAUUAGCCACUAUUUUUUGCUUUGUGCUUUUUUGCCUCCCGGAUCUCUAUUGUGGGACGUUUCACGAUAAAAAGAUCAAUUUGAAGAUUGAGUUGGUCGACAAAGAUUUGUUGCUAUCUCAUGAGCACUUGAAGAAAGAGAAGAACAUUGUUCAGAAUGGGAAAAAAAUUAAAAUUAAAAUUUUCGAAAAAAUAAAGGAAAAUGUCCUCGAGCGGGCCUUAGUCGUACAAGAAGUGGACAAAAUUAAAGGCUUGAGUGAAUCGAAGAGGGGCAGCGCCGCAAGUUUGCAAAAUUUGAGUGGUGAUGCGGGCGACGAUGGUGCUGACAGGACUGAUGAUAAUGGUGAUGACAGUGCUAAUGAUAAUGACGAUGAUGAUAAUGGCAAUGAUGCCGCUUCGGCUGGGGGAGAACAUGCUGGGAGUGAGGAGGAAAUCCCUGCACACGACGCAAGUGACAUGAAAGUUAUUUCAACCGAGGAAUCUACCGAAAAUGAUGUCCAUAUGCUGCGCAAGGUCUAUCAGAAAAAAUCGGAUGAAGAAUCUACUACUUACUGCUACAUGAGGUACACAUUUAAUUUAAAUUUGGAUAAAUUAAGCGAAAAUAACAAGAGCGAGUUAUUCAAAGGAUUGGAUAAAUCGCUAGACUAUAUGUCCUUUUUACCGAAAGAGGAUCAAGUUAGUGAUACCGAAGAGAUUCUAGAUCAUGAGUACAAGCAGUUGGACAAAUCGACCGAGUCAAAUGACUCCAUCCUAUCAAGUGUGGAACUGAGGAAUGGUAAUUUUAAUCUUAAUUCAUGCCCUAAUUCGGAGUAUGCCGAAACGAUCGAUGAUAUUGUUAGCUACUUGGAGAGUGCAAGUAGUAGGUUCAUCAUCCCUUCGUCAAUCAAAAACAAAUUAUUGAGCGAAAGGGAUCUUCUAAAAGGGUGCGAUGAAGUGGAAGCAGGUGAUGCGAGUUCGACCGAUAAUGCGCCUGACGCCAAUGCUGAAAAAUUUGCACUUUACGAAAUAUUGACAAAUUUAAAGGACUCUUUUAUGAUGAAAAAAAAGGUAAUAAAUUUGCUACGCAAUGGAAGCACUAAUGCGGAGGAUGCUAACAGCGACAGGGUUGCAGAAAAAGACCUGGACGAAAUUUUCAUAGACUCAGUUGAGCAGACAUUUGAUUGCUAUGAAGUGCUGAAAGGGAGUCAGCGAUUAGAUUCUAUAUUGGCGAGCGAGGAGGGGAAAACCCUAGUGGAAGAAUCACCUAACACGAAAGAGGUAGAUAUUAAGAUUCACGAUUUUAGAUAUGCCCCAGGGGAAACCUCGGAGGAGAACUCUUUGGCUAGUGGUGAUGAUAAGGACAAAUGUGAAGUCUUUUUUAGAGCAAUUCUGCAAAGUGAAGUAUUUGCAGAUGAUUCGACGUUUUCGCGAAAUUAUGUCUCUACGAAAUUGAGCAGUGCGUUUAUGGGUGAUGACAGUCAGAUGGGUGUGACAGCUAGCGAAAGGGACACCCCUAAGGAGGAUACUUCUAACUGGCAAGAAAGCCAAAAAGUUUUCGCAGAUACUGCGUCCUUUGUUGAUACGUCGACAGGGAUGAUAAGUUACGAAAUGGACGACGAGGGGGAAGAAGUGGACGCGGAUGAAGUGGAAGUGGAUGAGGAGGAAGAUUAUAACGAAGACGAUUGCAAGAAGGAAUGCAAUAUGGAAUGCAAUGGGGAAUGCGAUAGGGAAUACGAUGGGGAAGACAUUAGGGAAUGCUAUACGGAAUGCGAUAUGGAAUGCGGUAAGGAAUGCGACAUGGAUGGGGAUGAUGAUGAGGAUGAUGAUGACGAUGAGGAGUACGGUGAUGAUAACGAUGGUGAUGACGAUGAGAAGCAGGGUGAGAAGUUCCGUGAGAAAUUUUGUGCGGAACCCGACCUCUCAUCACUAGGCAUGAAGGACCUGUUGGGUAAUUUAUUAAAAAAGGGGUCGGAACAUUUAAUAGAUAAAGCUACAAAUAAAGUGUCCAGUGUCAUAGGGGAGAACUUCAACAUGGACGAGCUAUCCAAGAAGGCUAACAAAAUGGUGGGGAAAAUUAAAGAAGCAUCUAAAAAGGGUUCUAUGAAAUAUAAGGAGGCAAAAAAAGGGGUAAAGAAAUUUCUUACGAAGGCGAAAUUGGUCUCAAAGAAGAAUGUGGAUAAACUUAAAAAGGAAGCGAAAAGUGGAUUCGAGAACCUAAAAGAUGUGGGAAUGGAUGGCUUUCGUAAACUUAAGGAUGCGGCAAAAAGGGAAGGAAAGCGUCUCAAAAGGGAAGGGAAAGAAUUCGUCGAUAAGGCUGUGCAUGUAGGGAAGGAUGCGAUUGAUAAAGUCAAAAAGGUAACGAAAAAGGGUAUCGAUAAGGGGGAAAAAAAGGUGAAAAAGAUGAAAAAGGUGGUCAAAAAGGGCAUCGAUAAAGCGGAGGAAGUGGCCAAAAAGGGCAUGGAUAUGGCGGAGGAAGUGGCCAAAAAGGGCAUGGAUAUAGCGCAGGAAGUGGCCAAAGCAGGAGUAAAAAAAGUGAAGAAAGGCAUCGAUAAGGCGGAGAAAGUGGCCAAAAAGGGCAUGGAAAGGCAUGAAUAA
Messenger RNA from Plasmodium cynomolgi strain B, 2589 nucleotides. RefSeq lists its product as hypothetical. The transcript has 2 exons. NCBI's taxonomy places the organism in Eukaryota, Apicomplexa, Aconoidasida, Haemosporida, Plasmodiidae. The record is from RefSeq and is a predicted model, not a curated record. The coding region runs from base 1 to 2589 and encodes 862 amino acids.